Didymodactylos carnosus is the source of this 1086-nucleotide messenger RNA. The record is from the annotation of a GenBank genome assembly. NCBI's taxonomy places the organism in Eukaryota, Metazoa, Rotifera, Eurotatoria, Philodinida, Philodinidae.
AUGGCUAGGACGUCAGUCGUGAAUCAGCAACAAAAAAGAUCUUACCUUCGAUCUAAUCGCAAUCUACCUGACAACGCACAAUGGGUACAGGAAGCAGUCACUGUUGCUGGAGGCAAUGAAAAAGGUGAUGCACCCAGCCAACUCAACCAUCCUCAUGGCCUCUAUAUAGAUGACGAUCAAACGAUCUUGAUCACUGAUUACGGGAAUCAUCGUAUUGUCAAAUGGACGCCUGAUGCAACGAGUGUGGGCGGUGGCAAGGGACAAGUGGUGGCCGGUGGCAAUAGAGGAGGAGAUGGACUUCAUCAGUUGUUUAAUCCAACAGAUGUGAUUGUCGACAAAAAGACAGACAGUCUCAUCAUCUGCGAUGCGAUGAACAACCGAGUUAUGCGAUGGUCUCGUCAAAACAGAACAAACGGAGGACCGAUCAUCUCGAAUAUCACUUGUUGGGGAUUGGCCAUGGACGAUAAGGGAUUUCUCUACGUUUCUGACCGAAAAAAAGCCGAAGUAAGACGAUAUACAAUGGAUGAGACGAAUGGAACGGUGGCAGAAGGUGACAACGGAAUAGUGGUUGCAGGUGGCAAUGGAAGAGGCGAGGGUCCCCAUCAACUCGCCUUUCCCACUUACCUCUUUGUCGACCAAAAACAGUCUGUCUACGUUUCGGACUCGGACAAUAAUCGUGCGAUGAAGUGGGACAGAGAUGCUACAACAGGGUGUCUCGUGGCUAGUGAUAAUAGCGGCGGGAAUGCUAUGACACAAUUGUCGAAUCCUCAAGGAGUGUUCGUUGAUCAGUUGGGCAGAAUUUAUGUGGCAGAUUCCAAUAAUCAUCGAAUAAUGCGUUGGUACGAAGGAAAUGAAGUGGAAAUUAUUGCUGGUGGUAGGAACGGCCCGGGAAAAGAACCAAAUCAGUUGUUAUAUCCUGUGGGUUUGUCAUUCGAUCAGCAGGGUAAUCUUUAUGUUGUGGAUAAUGGAAAUCAUCGAGUUCAACGAUUCUCAAUCAAAGCAAGUUGUACUGAUGAAGUGUCGAUGAAUAUCAAUGGACUUGGAAUGGAUCGUUUACAAAAUCGACUAACAGGUCUAGAAAAGUAA